AUGACAGAUACAGAUCGUUCUCAACCAUUGAAUGUACCACGUGGUGCACGAUCCUCACGCUAUCGUACACAUAGUUCAGGUAGUUUAUCAUCCUCAUUUGGUUCACCGUCGGGUUUAACGAAUAUAAAUAAUAAUAAUGGUGGCAUACAAUCAGUACAUAAUAAAAAAACAGCAACUGGUUCAAGUGGAAAUAAUAAUAUUGGAUCAAUAUCAUCAUCAAUGGGUACUGGUAAUAGCGGUGGUACAUUACCACAAUUUGAUGAAAAACAUGCAGCAGCUGGAAAUAUCUUUGAACAUCGUCAAGAUUGGUCGAUACUUAAUCGUCUUCCAUUACAUAAACGGAAUGCCAUACAUAUUCGUCUUGAAGAUGAAGGUCCUUAUGGAAAUGAUGAAACACGUUGUUUUGUUUUAUCUCAAUUAUCUAUGGUUGGUUGUACAGAUGUAGCAUGUACUGUUUGUGGUCAAUCAAUGGUUGUUUAUGAUCGAUAUCCUCUUGUCGAUGGUACACUUUUCUUAAGUCCUAUUAAACAUAGUGAUAAUGGAAAAGUCUCUGUUGCUGUUUAUCAUAGCGAUCGACAGCUGUAUCUACAUGGCAUAUGUCUUGAAUGUCUAUCUAUGCGUUCAUUACAUGUUCUUUGUCGUCUAUGUAAGACUAAAUUCAACUUUGAUCCAAUUAUAUUCGGUACACUAUAUUAUUAUGGUAUGUGUUAA
This is a messenger RNA of Adineta steineri, 711 nucleotides long. NCBI's taxonomy places the organism in Eukaryota, Metazoa, Rotifera, Eurotatoria, Adinetida, Adinetidae. The record is from the annotation of a GenBank genome assembly.